Messenger RNA from Scomber japonicus (chub mackerel), 5946 nucleotides. It is a transcript of the gene myh14, whose product is annotated as myosin, heavy chain 14, non-muscle. Gene Ontology annotation, cellular component: myosin complex. The transcript is spliced from 41 exons. NCBI's taxonomy places the organism in Eukaryota, Metazoa, Chordata, Actinopteri, Scombriformes, Scombridae. Bases 157 to 5946 code for a protein of 1929 amino acids. Gene Ontology annotation, molecular function: cytoskeletal motor activity; protein binding; ATP binding. The record is from RefSeq and is a predicted model, not a curated record.
CAAGCCGACUGGGCGGCUAAGAGGCUAGUGUGGGUGCCGUCGGAGAAGCAUGGCUUUGAGUCGGCCAGUAUUCGAGAGGAGCGCGGGGAUGAGGUGGAGGUGGAGCUGACAGAUAGCCAGAGGAAGGUGACUCUGUCCAGGGAGGAGGUCCAGCGGAUGAACCCCCCACGCUUCAGUAAAGUGGAGGACAUGGCCGACCUCACCUGCCUCAACGAAGCCUCAGUGCUGCACAAUCUGAGAGAGAGAUACUUCUCCGGCCUGAUCUAUACAUAUUCAGGGCUCUUCUGUGUGGUGGUGAACCCUUACAAAAACCUGCCCAUCUACACAGAGUCCAUCGUGGAAAUGUAUCGAGGCAAAAAACGUCACGAGAUGCCCCCGCACAUCUACGCCAUAUCAGAGGCCGCCUAUCGCAGCAUGCUGCAAGACAGAGAAGAUCAGGCAAUCCUCUGCACAGGCGAGUCUGGAGCAGGGAAAACAGAAAAUACUAAGAAAGUCAUACAGUACUUGGCUCACGUUGCCUCCUCCCACAAGGUUAGCACUCUGGGCAGGAACAAGGACGCUUUACAGGGUGAGCUUGAGAGGCAGCUGCUGCAGGCCAACCCCAUACUGGAGGCCUUCGGCAACGCAAAGACGGUCAAGAACGACAAUUCCUCCAGAUUUGGUAAAUUCAUCCGCAUUAAUUUUGAUGUGGCAGGGUACAUUGUUGGUGCCAAUAUUGAAACCUACCUCCUGGAAAAGUCCCGGGCCACCCGUCAGGCCAAAGAUGAGAGGACGUUCCACAUCUUUUACCAGAUGUUGUGUGGAGCUUCAGAGGACACAAGAGCGGACCUGCUCUUAGGAACUGCUGAUGAGUACCGCUUUCUCAGUGGAGGCUCCAUCCCAGUUCCCGGUCAGAGCGAUUCAGAAAACUUCACCCAGACUAUGGACUCUAUGGCUAUAAUGGGCUUCACCCCAGAGGAGCUGCUAUCCAUGCUGAAGGUGAUCUCUUCUGUGCUCCAGUUUGGUAACAUUUCCUUCACAAAGGAAAAGAACCAGGACCAGGCGUCCAUGCCUGAUAACACAGCUGCUCAGAAACUGUGCCAUCUACUGGGCAUCAACGUGCUGGAGUUCACCCGCGCCAUACUCACCCCGAGGAUCAAAGUGGGUCGAGAGUAUGUGCAGAAGGCCCAGACUAAAGAACAGGCUGACUUUGCUGUGGAAGCCUUGUCUAAGGCCACAUAUGAGCGCCUGUUCAGAUGGUUGGUGCACAGGAUAAACAGAGCUCUGGACCGCAGACAGAGACAAGGAGCCUCCUUCAUCGGCAUCCUCGAUAUCGCUGGAUUUGAGAUUUUCCAGCUCAACUCCUUUGAGCAGCUGUGUAUCAACUACACCAACGAGAAACUGCAGCAGCUCUUCAACCACACCAUGUUCAUCCUGGAGCAGGAGGAAUACCAGCGGGAGGGCAUCGAGUGGAACUUUAUUGACUUUGGCCUGGACUUGCAGCCCUGCAUUGACCUCAUCGAAAGACCGGCUCACCCACCUGGUGUUUUGGCCCUGCUGGAUGAAGAGUGCUGGUUCCCUCGAGCAACAGACCGCUCGUUUGUGGACAAGCUGUCUGGAGAGCAAGGCACCCAUCCAAAAUUCUUCAAAUCAAAGCAGCCACGUGGGGAGGCUGACUUCUCCAUCAUUCACUAUGCUGGCAAGGUGGACUACAAGGCAGACGACUGGCUGAUAAAAAACAUGGAUCCUCUGAACGACAACGUGGCAUCUCUUCUCCACCAGUCAUCUGAUCAUUUUGUGUCAGAGCUCUGGAAGGAGGUGGACAGGAUAGUGGGUCUGGACCAGGUGUCGUCAGGAGACAACAGCGGGUCAAUCCCGUUUGGAGCAGCAGGACUGAAGACAAAGAAGGGAAUGUUUAGGACAGUUGGUCAACUCUACAAGGAGUCUCUCGCCAAGCUGAUGGCAACGCUGAGGAACACCAACCCCAACUUCCUCCGCUGCAUCAUCCCCAACCAUGAGAAGAGGGCUGGUAAGCUGUCGCCCCACCUGGUUUUAGACCAACUGAGGUGUAACGGAGUUCUUGAGGGGAUCCGUAUCUGCAGACAAGGCUUCCCUAACAGAAUCCCAUUCCAGGAGUUCAGACAAAGAUAUGAGAUCCUGACUCCCAAUGCUAUUCCUCGCACUUUCAUGGAUGGCAAACAGGCAUCAGAGCUCAUGAUCAGUGCUUUGGAACUGGAUCACAACCUGUUCAGGGUGGGUCAGAGUAAAGUCUUCUUUAGAGCUGGAGUCCUGGCUCACCUGGAAGAGGAGAGAGACCUAAAGAUCACAGACACCAUCAUACGUUUCCAGAGUGCAUCCAGAGGCUACCUCGCACGCAAAGCCUUUUUGAAGAAGCAGCAGCAGCUGAGUGCUAUGAGGGUGAUGCAGAGGAACUGUGCUGCUUACCUCAAACUCAGGAACUGGCAGUGGUGGCGACUUUUCACUAAGGUGAAGCCCCUGCUGCAGGUGACCCGACAGGAUGAGGAGAUCCAGGUCAGAGAGGCAGAGCUCCAGAAGGCCAAUGACAAACUCACCCGAGUGGAGCAGGACUUCAAUGAGUUGGACAAGAAACACAUUCAGCUCCUUGAGGAGAAGGCAGUGCUGGCUGACCAGCUGCAGGCCGAGGCUGAACUGUUUGCAGAGGCAGAGGAGAUGAGGGCCAGGUUGGCUAAUCGGAAGCAAGAGCUGGAGGAGGUGCUGGGCGAGCUGGAGAGUCGAUUGGAGGAUGAGGAGGAGAGGGGUGCCCAGCUGACCAAUGAGAAGAAGAGGAUGCAGCAAAAUAUACAGGACCUGGAGGAGCAGUUAGAGGAGGAGGAAAGUGCCAGACAGCGCCUCCUGCUGGAGAAAGUUAGCUUGGAGACCAAAGUGAAAAGUCUGGAAACUGACCUGCUGAGUGCAGUGGAGCAGAGAGACCGAUUCAACAAGGAGAAGAAGCAGCUUGAAGACCGUUUGAGUGAGGUUACGGACCAGCUAACAGAGGAAGAGGAGAAAACCAAAAGUCUCAACAAACUGAAGAAUAAGCAGGAGGCAGUCAUUGCUGACUUAGACGAGCGCCUGAAGCGUGAGGAGCAGGGUCGUUUGGAACAGGAGAAGUGGAGAAGGAGGAUGGAGAACGAGGCGGUGGAGGCCCAAGAGCAGCUGUCAGACUUGGGCAUGCUGUCUGCAGAGCUGAGGGGCAGUCUGUCUCAGAAGGAAAAGGAAAUCACCGUCAUGCAGGGCCGGUUAGAGGAAGAGGGAGCGCGCCGUGCAGAGGCUCAGAGGGCACUAAGAGAAGCCAUGUCCCAGGUGUCUGAGCUGAAGGAGGAAGUGGAUAAUGAACGAGGGAUGAGAGAGAGGGCGGAGAAACAGAGGCGAGACUUGGGAGAGGAGCUGGAAGCUUUGAGGACUGAGUUGGAGGACACUUUGGACACCACAGCUGCCCAGCAAGAGCUGAGGUCUCGUCGGGAGGCGGAGUUGAGCGAACUCCAGCGGUGUGUUGAAGAGGAGACUCGCCGCCACGAAGUCCAGCUGUCAGAGCUCAGAGUCAAACACAGCGCUGCGAUAGACAGUCUACAGGAGCAGCUGGACAACAGCAAGAGGGCACGUCAGUCCCUUGAGAAAGCCAAGGCAGUGCUGGAAGAGGAGAGGCACAAUUUGACCUCAGAGCUCAAGAGCCUCCAAACGAGCCGCACGGAGACGGAACGAGGUCGCAAAAGGGCCGAGGGUCAGUUGCAGGAGCUCGGUGCCCGCCUGGCUCAAGCUGACAGAGAAAGGGAAGAGAGGGAGGAAAGAGUGCACAAGCUACAGUGUGAGAUUGAGUCCGUCUCUGGCAAUUUGUCCUCUGCUGACACCAAAUCCCUCCGUCUCACUAAAGAGGUCAGCAGCCUGGAGAGCCAGCUGCAUGAUGCACAGGAAUUGCUGCAGGAGGAGACUCGUCAGAAGCUGGCUCUGGGCUCGAGGGUGCGAGCGCUGGAGGAGGAAAGGAAUGGACUGAUGGAGAGAGUCGAGGAGGAAGAAGAGAGGUCAAAAGAGUUGACCCGGCAGAUUCAGACUCACACUCAGCAGCUGGCUGAAUUGCGUAAGCAGUCGGAGGAGGUGAACACCGCGGUGGAGGCCGGGGAGGAGGCUCGCAGGAAACUCCAGAGAGAGCUGGACGGCGCUAUCCAGAGGGAGCGACAGAGGGAGGAGGAGAAAGAGAGAGUGGAGAGGCAGAGGGAGAGACUGAGAGAGGAGAUAGAAGACAUGACGCUGGCCUUGCAGAGAGAGAGGCAGAACUGCACAGCUCUAGAGAAGAGGCAGAAGAAGUUCGACCAGUGUCUGGCAGAGGAGAAGGCGGUGAGCGCUCGGCUGGCAGAUGAGAGAGACAGAGCAGAAGCAGACAGCCGAGAAAAGGAAACUCGAUAUCUGGCAUUGUCCCGAGCCUUGCAGGAGGCCCAGGAUCAGAGGGAGGAGCUAGAGAGGGCCAACAAGCAGCUCCGUCUUGAAAUGGAACAGUUAGUGAACCAGCAGGACGAUGUCGGCAAGAACGUCCAUGAGUUGGAAAGGACCCGGAGGGCUCUCGAAACGGAGGCCCAGAACCUGCGAGUUCAGACACAGGAGCUGGAGGAAGAGCUCACGGAGGCCGAGAACUCGAGGCUGAGGCUGGAGGUCAACAUGCAGGCGCUCAAGGCUCAGUUUGAGAGGGAGCUGAGCACCAGUGAGGAGAAGGGAGAGGAGAAGAGGAGGGCUCUCAGCAAACAGGUGAGGGAGCUGGAGAUCCAGCUGGAGGAGGAGAGGAGUCAGCGGUCUCAGGCCGUUUCGUCCAAGAAGCAGCUGGAGGCGGAGCUGCAGGAAGCCGAGGCCCAGGUGGAGACAUCCAGCCGUGGCAAAGAGGAGGCAGUGAAACAGCUACGGAGGCUGCAGGGUCAAAUGAAGGAAAUCCUUCGAGAACUAGAUGAGACCAAGUUGGCUCGGGACGAGGUGAUCGCCCAAUCGAAAGACAGCGAGAAGAAAAUCCAAACCCUGGAGGCAGAAGUCCUGCAAUUCACUGAGGAGUUGUCUGUAUCUGAGAGGCAGAGGAGACAGGCUCAGCAGGAGAGAGACGAGAUGGCAGAUGAGAUGGUCAACAGCAGUUCUGGAAAGACGGUGCUCCUCGAAGAGAAGCGGAGGUUAGAAUCUCGAGUCGGUCAGCUGGAAGAGGAGCUGGAGGAGGAGCAGUCUAACUCUGAGCUGCUGGCAGAGAGACAAAGAAAGAUGGCUCUACAGGUGGAGACUUUGACCGUGCAGCUGCAGGGAGAGAGGACUCUGGCCCAGAAGGCGGAGGCAGCUCGGGAGCAGCUGGAGAGGCAGAACAAGGAGCUGAAAAGCCGACUGGGGGAGCUGGAGGGAGCCGUUAGAGGCAAACACCGGCUCAGCGUCGCCGCCCUGGAGGCCAAGAUAGAAUCAAUGGAGGAGCAACUGGAGCAGGAGAGACAGGAACGAGCCAUCGCCAACAAACUGGUGCGGAAGACAGAGAAGAAACUGAAGGAGGUGAUGAUGCAGGCAGAAGACGAGAGGAGGCACGCAGACCAAUACAGAGAGCAGCUGGAUAAGUCCAUGGUCCGACUGAAGCAGCUGAAGAGGCAGCUGGAGGAGGUGGAGGAGGAGAACUCCCGCUCCAACGCCCAGAAAAGGAAGCUGCAGAGAGAGCUGGAGGAGCUCAGUGACAGCAGUCAGAGCAUGACACGGGAGAUCACCAGCCUCCGCAGCCAGCUCAGCUGGUUCUCACUCUCCUUUUCCAGGCGUGCUCCGUUGCCCUUGGCGAUGCGUGGACGCAGAGCGCUGGUGGACGACCUCUCGCUAGAGAACUCGGACUCAGAGGAACCCCCUGCCUCGCCGACCCCUUCUUCUGGACUCCCAGGGACCCCGACUCCCUCCUCAGAACACAGCCUAGACCCUCCACCACCCUAUAGCGUCAACAACACAGAGUGA